AUGGGUGACAUAAACCCAUCGACAUCCCAUGCAUUUCAGUCGGAGGACUCUCCACUGCGCAGUAGCUCAAGCCCCCCGAACAGUACAGGCAGCACAGCCGACAGUGAUGGCUGGACCCCAGGACCAGCAUCUUCCUGCCCCCAACGCCCCCUGAAGGGCCCCCAGGAUAGGAGCAGGAAGCGUCCACAGCCAGGAUCCAUUCUGUCCAGCCACGCCAAGAAAGAUCACACAAUCACUACCCUGCAUCCAGAUGAUCGCAGGAAAGCUGACAAGCUGAAGAAGAAGAAGAGGAGGAAGGAGAGGGAGCAUCAGUCUGUUGAAGAACGUGGGGCUCACUUAGCAGUCCCAGAGCUGCAGUGCCCGCUUUCCUUUGGCGGCCGAACAAUCAAAGAAGAGCCAGAAGAUGACAUCAGCAUUCCCCUCCAUCCUCAGUGCGUGCCUAGCCCGUCCCCUUGCAAAGAGGAACCCAAGGAAGAGCGUCGAUACUGGGACGGACGAGACCUUGAGGAAGGGGUGGUAAAGAUACAGAAGGUGGAGGGCUUUUCAGGAAACAGAACGGUGUUCCGCCAGGGGAAGCAGGUGGUGUUCCGAGACGAAGAUGGCUCAGGGGAGGAUGAGGAUAUAAUGGUAGACUCUGAUGAUGACUCGUGGGACCUGGUGACAUGUUUCUGCAUGAAGCCUUUCGCAGGACGCGCCAUGAUCGAAUGUAACAAGUGCAACACCUGGAUCCACCUGUCGUGCGCUAAGAUCCGCAAGAGUCACGUGCCAGAGACAUACGUGUGCCAAAGCUGCCGAGAGACACACGGACCCCCAGACACUCGACGUUCCCACCGCUCGCGUGUAGGCCCACGAAAACACAUGCUGGACUGACCCCAGGCCACAUCCAGAACUCUGACCCGUACCGCUCCUACUUUAACCCUCUACUGGACUGGCCCCUCCUCCUCAGAUUCAGGUCUUGCACCCUUCAGUCUCUCUCCUUCAAGGUUCAACCAUGAACCCAUAUUUUCUACAAAUAUUUUAGUGGACCUAUCCCGAGCCCUUAUCCCAUUUGAGAACAAUUUGAGUGCUAUUUUAGAUUUACUAAGGUUUGUUUCUGCUUCCUACAGACUCUGCGCGUAAGGCAAUCACUGAAUGGAUGUCUGUCUGUAGAUGACAUUAGCAUAGCAACAAACUGCUACUUUUGGGGCUUGGUGUCUCGUGAACACUGGAAGCAUUUUGAACUGCCAUAUUGAGAGAAUAUUCUCACAACUGCCACCCACUAUGGUGCAUGCUGGGAUUUGUGGGAAAAAUGGUUUGCACUUUUUUUUAAAAAAAAAUCCACCUAACCUUUCUUUCAGAGACGAGUGUGUCUUUCUGAUCUGGUUAAACUGGAUUUAAUUUCUCUAUGAUGCCUCUAUUGAUGUUACAUAAUUAACCAUUUAAAACAGGAAAACAAGUUGAGGCUUGAGUCAAUUGCUUCAGAUGGUGCUAUAGUAUUAAGCUGAGGUAUAAUCGAAUAGAACAAAGAUGUAGGAUAAGAGGCUAGAGUCUGCAUCUGCUUCAUCAGUUUGUUGUUCUGCUUUUCUUGUUUAAGACAUUUUCAAGAAUAUCAUUGAGGCCAUUAGCUCAUACAGCUGAACCAAGAUCUUGUCUUCCAGACACUGAUAUUCCUCUGAAUCAACACGUUACUCAGCCAUACACAGAAGCUUUCACACUUUGUUUCUCAACGUGUUUAAACAGUGUUCUUCGCUGACCACAUUUGUUCUUAAUAAAGAAAUUGUUAUAUAACAGUUUAGAAAAAAAAGAAAAGUUCGGCAAAUGACAACAGUCAGGUUUUCAGUGUAUCCUGUUAUCUCUGGUCAGUAUGAUUUUAGUUAACCACUUGAUGCGCUUGACUAAGUUUUCAGAGACAAAUAUAUUUAUAGAAGGGAACCACAGUCCUGUUUGCAGUACUGACAGGUGAAAAAAAAACGUAUCUUUAACUGGAAUGGUGUCAGACCAGAAAUCUUCAGUUUUCAAUGAAGAUUUCUGGUUGAAAUUAUGCACGCAAGCGUUUAAAUAAGGGUGUUGGCGAUGCAUCUGCUGCUAUGAGUUGUCUGAACCAAUCUCCAUGUUUUGUUU
Molecule: messenger RNA, 2100 nt
Organism: Neolamprologus brichardi
Lineage: Eukaryota; Metazoa; Chordata; Actinopteri; Cichliformes; Cichlidae
Source: RefSeq, a predicted model, not a curated record